Messenger RNA from Trichobilharzia regenti, 2641 nucleotides. NCBI's taxonomy places the organism in Eukaryota, Metazoa, Platyhelminthes, Trematoda, Strigeidida, Schistosomatidae. The record is from the annotation of a GenBank genome assembly.
AUGCCGUUAUAUCGUAUGUCAAGAAUUCACGCGAAAGGGCUCUGAUGUUUAGUAGCCAAAUUUUUAUGUCAUUGGAUUGAAGGUCUUUAUCUUAGCACAGCCAUUGGGAUAUAAGGUUUUUCUGGCAGUACAAAAAAGAAUUGGAUAUUGGAUACGACCUUCGAAGCCUCGUUGUGGGGAUACAAAUCUCAAGGUUCAAUCGUCUUGCGAAGAUGUCUACUAGGCGUUCUACAGAUCUUCGGAGAUAUCUAGAUAAACAAUUUAAACCCACUUUUGAUCAGUACGAUGCAGAAGGUGGUAUCCCAUUAUGUGAACUAAAGAGUCUUCUUGGGAAAUCUGACUUACCGGAAUCGAAACUGAGUGAUAUUGUGGACUCGGCAGAUGCCGACAGGGAUCAGCGAAUUACUUAUGAUGAAUUUGUGCGGCAGGUUAUUUCUGAGGACGACAAGGUUCUUACACGACUGCGUAUUGAUAAACGUAUCCUUAAUCGUGCAGUACUAGCAGUGGCACCGGAUUGUGGCCGAAAUCACCAACGAGCUGUUGCUCUGGAUUCUGGGUACGAUGAUAUUGAUGGCUACAACUGGGGUGAAGCGGAUGUUGAUAACUAUGUGGAGGCGUAUGACUGUCGACCGCCUCCUAUAUUCAUUCCACUAAUAACUAUUGCAGAGAUUGCGGUUUUCAUGUACUAUGCUAUAAUUCACUAUACCGACUCCGACCCAUCGAAUGAUGUAACAGCAUCAUCUGGUGUCCCGUUUAACAGCAUACUUAUUUAUAAUCCAGUCAAACGCCAUGAGGCCUGGCGGUUCUUAACCUAUAUGUUCAUUCACAGUGGUUAUAUGCAUCUAAUCUUCAAUUGCUUGUUACAAGUUGUCCUUGGCCUUUUACUCGAGUUGGUGCAUAAAUUUUGGCGGGUUGGUUUGGUGUAUCUGCUAGGUGUCAUUACAGGUUCUUUAGCUCAUUCUGUUAGUGAUCCUUAUGUCUUACUGGCUGGAGCUAGUGGAGGGUGCUAUGCACUUAUUGGCGCACAUUUGGCUACUGUAAUAAUGAACUGGAAUUUAAUGCAAGAAGGAUGGCUUAAGGAUCCUUUAAACUUUGUAUCUAGUGGUGUCGUGAGACUUAUUCUAAUCAUACUAUUAGGUGGUGGUGAUACAGGAUUAGCUAUUUAUGCCCGAUUUACAAAUCCGAAUCAGCAAACGCGCGUUGGAUUUUCGGCUCAUUUAGGAGGUUUUGUUGCAGGUCUUCUUCUAGGUAUAGUUGUUUUGCGUAAUUUAAAAAUUGAAAAGUGGGAGAAAGUUUGCUUCUGGAUCAGCAUUGUCGUCUAUAUGUGUUUCACCAUUGGUGCCAUAUUGUUUAAUAUUUAUUGUGUGAAAAUUGAUAAAUGCCCUGCUUCCGUAUGGGCUACCUAGACGCCAGUCAGUCUCUUACGACAAUUCACUGAUGUAUUAUUUCAUCUACACAAUGUAAUCUAAAAGGCUGUCAAACAAGACAACUUUUAAUUACUUAUACAGUAAGCAUAUAUGUGCUUGUGCCUAAAUUUUUCGAUUUAUUUAUUUUCUGACAUUUUUGUUUUGAAUUUUGGAACUUCUCAUUUUCUUUUUUUAUUGAUUUUAUAAGCAACUUUGAUGAUCAUAAUAGUAGUAAUAAUAAUAGGAUUAAAUAUUAUUAUCAUAUUCAUUUAUCCAUGUUGCUUUUUUAUUACAACUAUGUUAUACUGUUAUACCACAAACUCUCUGUCCUGGCUUUAUUCUUGUGAAAACGAAUCUCUUCCUCUCACUUCUUCUCAUCAUGAGGAUUCACCUAUUUCUGCAUUACAUAUUUUGAUUUGAAUAUAUAUAUAUAUAUAUAUAUAUUCAUCAGGUAAAAUUAUACAGAUGCACAUAUCUUGCUUUGUGACAUUUGUAAAACUUUAUUACCAGAAAGUAUCAAAUUUUCAGUCCAAUAGACUUACUUCUCGAGUGAAUUUAUGAGAACGAGUGCACAAUCCUUAGUGAAUGCAUCAUUUCCGAUGGAAUUUCGCCCCAAAAUGUACAUGCGAACUGUGAAAAAGGCUACUUUCAGUUGAAAAGGGAAAAAUCACAGUUUUUUCUUAUCUCUCGAUUCUAGUCGUUGUGCACUAACCUUUUUCUGGUUUUUAAUUAAAUCUACCCUAAAUAAUCAUUCUCUAUUCACAUUGACAGAGAUGUGCUGUUUCUGUUUACAGUAUUUUUAUUGUCUACAGUAUUUGCGUAAUUAGUGUUAUCUUUUUUCAUUAUCUAAUGAAGAACACAAGGUAUGACUAUGCGUCUGAUUACUGUGUGGGCGGGCAUAGCUUGAAUGUCUACGUACGUGUGUGUAUGUUUUGGUAUUUUUAUAUACGUUUCAAUGUGUGCGCGGUGAUUUUUAUCUGUAAAAAAUCACAAAAUAAUCAAGAGAGAGAAAUAUAGAUGAAAUUUAAUUGUAUUGUCGUUUUGCUUUGUUUGUACUGUAACAGAGCAUACUUUUUUCUCUUAUUGAUCACGUUUAACUAUGGUUUUCCGUUAUUGUUUGUGCCAGCAAGCAAUAUACUGAUUCUACCAUCUAAAUCUGAGUACUUGUCGUAAUGAUAAUUUAUACCUUUCAAUACAUUUUUUCGAUUAUUGAAUAAGAUAAUAAACAACAAUAA